Brassica oleracea var. oleracea is the source of this 573-nucleotide messenger RNA. RefSeq lists its product as uncharacterized. Bases 1 to 573 code for a protein of 190 amino acids. The transcript has a single exon. Lineage: Eukaryota; Viridiplantae; Streptophyta; Magnoliopsida; Brassicales; Brassicaceae. The record is from RefSeq and is a predicted model, not a curated record.
AUGGCACCAUAUGAAGCGCAUUAUGGUAGGCCUUGUCGUACACCACUUUUCUGGACAGAAGUGGGGGAGCGACGAGACUUAGAACCUGCAAUGGUUCAGGAGACAGUAGAGCAAGUAGAGAUACUCAAGACUCGGCUUGCGGAAGCUCGUGACCGGCAGAAAAGUUAUGUGGAUAAGUGCCGUAAGGAUUUGGAGUGUCAGGUGGGCGACCUAGUAUAUUUGAAAAUGAGGACAUUUCAGGGAGGAUCUAAGACCCGGAGGCUAAAGAAGCUUAAACCGAGAUUCAUGGGCCCGUACCCUAUUUUGGAGCGGAUAGGAGCAGUUGCUUACAGAUUGGGGCUAUCAGCAGAGUUAUCAGACUUCCAUGAUGUGUUUCAUGUGUCAGUUUUGAGGAAAAUUGUGAGAGAGCCAGAGCUCAUUUUGCAACAGCCACCAAGUGACCUUGGUAAAAAUUUGGCUACACUUUGUCAGCCAGUACAGAUUUUGGAUCGGCAAGUGAAAGAUGUUCAGGGCAUGAUGACUAGUUUGGUAAGAUUUCGUUGGGAGAGAGAUGAGAUCCAUGAGGAGACCUAG